AUGGCUCGACCGUACAAUCCAAAAUACGAUUCCGUCCUUGGACCCAUGAGAGAACCUUCCCCCCCUCCUGCUUCCACAGAGACAGACCAGCACGCUCAUGCAUUCCCACACGAUGCUUCGUUCCUUGCUCAGUUGGACCCAUCCAGAGUAGGUGUGCAUGAUACAGAGGCUGCUCUCACACAUCUAUUCGGAGAUGUCGUCGGUCAACCUCAAGAAGAUGAGAAACCACAAGGGAAUGCCCAUGGCGAACAUGCACAUGCACAUGGACAUGAUCAUGGUGAAUACACGCCUACGCUAGCUUCUCAUGAAGUGCCAAAUGUCGUAGAGACACUCCCUGUGCCUACACCACCCGCUGGUACCAAUGACAAUGACAAAUCACUCGAUAUCGAUCCGUCCAUCAAAACGCAAGAUGACAGUACAGUUACAGGUGCAGGUACUUCCGCCCCAGUCAAACGCAAAGCUACCUCCCGAGCCAACAUGUUGGCAAGAGGAGGAGCCUGUGAAUACUGUAAGAAACGGAAAUUGAAAUGCUCCGCAGAGGUACCAUCCUGUUCCAAUUGUAAGAAGAUCGAUAAAGAAUGUGUGUAUUCUCAGAAGAAACAGAGAAGUAAAAUCAGAGUAUUGGAAGAUAGGUUACAAGAGUUGGAAAAAAGAUUAGAUCAUCCGACUCCGGUGCUAUCAUCGAAUACACACGCAGUCAUAGCGACUGUGGAAGGAGAAGGAGGAAUGUCAAUUGAUACUUUCCCAACUUUAUCGACAUUCGAAAUCGACGAACCUGAUUUGAUGACUUUAGCGGACGCUGCUGCGGGAGAUACGACUGUGGAAUUUGAUGCUUGGGAAGGUCUAUCUCCUGAGAUCAUAGUUAGUGAAAUCGUAAAAGCGAUCACUAGUGGACGGAGUCAUGAUGCUGGUAAUGGUGAAGGAAAGAGUAUCGGCGGAAAGAUCGUAUCUCACUUGAUACACCUCUAUGUUACACCACCUUCCAUACCUGAUAUUCACGCGGCACUCUCCCCCACUGCUCUUCUACGUCGUUUAUCCGAUAAAGGUGAUCGACCCAUUCAUCCUUCCCUACUACUCGCCCUUAUACCAUACCUCUUACCCUUAUCACCAUCCAAAACCCUUCAAUUGCCCACCUUACCCAUCCUUAUCCAAACUCACGGGAAAAACCUUAUCAAUUUGGCUAUCACCAAUUCCGAUCCUCGCGUGAUUGACCUGGCCACUGCGUGUGCACUGAGGACAUUCUGGUAUUAUACCGAAUCGAAAUAUUUCGAAGGUUGGAUGGAAUCUUCCCUAGCUAUUGGAUGGAUACGUUCAGCAGGAUUAGAUAAAUUAGGUUAUGUAGGUGAACGAUAUACCUCACAUCAGCAGAUGACCCCAAAAAGAGAAGAGAGGUUGGAAAGAGAAAAGAAGUUUAGAUUUGCGUUUAGUAAACCCGUCUCGAUACCUCCUCCAAAAGAUGGAGCGGAAUUGGGCGAAAGGAUUAAUUUGUUCUGGUUUGCUUAUAUGGUGGAUAGAGUUGGAUCUUUCGCAGGUCGGAGAUGGGCAUCGUCAUUCAGUGACGAGGAAGUCACAACACCUUGGCCAAAAGCCGAAUAUGACACUGAUGAGUCGUUGCUCGAUAAUCGAACAAUACUGGAUUUCAUGAACCUGUCCAUCCCUCAAGAUGCCUCUAAAGAUUCUCUGGAGGCAGCUUCGGUCAAGGCUCUUGCGUUGGUGUUCCAUGCGCAAAGAUUGUUCGAUACUCCUCCCAGCAUUUCUACACCGGAUCGGGUUUCCCUCUUGAUCAGCAUCACCAAAGGGUACAUAUCAACUUAUGGUUCGGUCGAACAGACUGUAUCACCUGUUUCAUGUACCAAUGGAGGUUCGAAGAAUCAAGUUUGGAUAACUCUAUAUGCUACUUUAGCUUUCUUACAUGCCAGAGAAGAGAUUGAUGCUAUUAAAGGUACCGAGAAGGAAUAUUUCCUCAAGUCGAUUGAAGCUAUUGGGAAUGUUUUGGAUGUAGUUAAGAUUAUGCAGAAUGCAGGUAAUGCUGAACUUGAAGGAUUAGGUUUAUUAUCAGCUUUGUUAUUCUUCCAUCUAUGUAGAUUAACAGUCAAAUAUAUCGAACGUUUCUCUCCAAGUCAACGUUUGGAAUAUGGAUUGACGAACGAAGAGAACGAAAGAAUGAUAAGUGAUCUGAAGGGAAUGAGAGCUGGUUUGGAAAAUGCUUUGAGAACUCUUGUCAAGAAAACGAGAUUUGCAAUUGUCGGUUCUCAAUUACUUGAGAAUAUCGCUCUUGGGUCGGAUUUCAAGUUGGGUGAAUAUGAGAGACCUGAUAACAUUGUAUGA
This is a messenger RNA of Kwoniella botswanensis, 2328 nucleotides long. RefSeq lists its product as uncharacterized. Gene Ontology annotation, cellular component: nucleus. The coding region runs from base 1 to 2328 and encodes 775 amino acids. Lineage: Eukaryota; Fungi; Basidiomycota; Tremellomycetes; Tremellales; Cryptococcaceae. The record is from RefSeq and is a predicted model, not a curated record. Gene Ontology annotation, molecular function: DNA-binding transcription factor activity, RNA polymerase II-specific; zinc ion binding. Gene Ontology annotation, biological process: regulation of DNA-templated transcription. The transcript is spliced from 10 exons.